AUGACCGAAGCAAUGUCAAGAUUUCAUCCGAUUCUAACUUCACUAUUGACAAAAACUUCUUCAAUAACUCAUCUGAGAUGUAUGACAUGCAAAGCAGCUCUGUCUUCGGCAGUAAAAUUCGAAAAUCAUCCGUAUGAUCUUCACCGAAUUUCUUCUCCUCCAGUCACCACAGAACUCACCAGGAGUGAUGCUCUCGAAAUCUAUAAGAAUAUGGUAUCUAUCAGGAGAAUGGAAACUGUUGCGGCCAGUUUGUAUCAGCAAAAAAUCAUUGUGGGUUUCUGCCACUUAUAUAGUGGUCAAGAGGCAUGUGCAGUGGGCAUUAAAAGUGUUAUGAAGCCAGGCGACACGGUCAUUACCUCUUAUAGGUGUCACGCCUGGGCUCUCAUGACGGGCGAACCUCUGGAAGCCAUAAUGUCAGAGCUGGUUGGGAAAGUAACAGGUUCUUCUAGAGGCAAAGGAGGGUCAAUGCACAUCUACAACAGAGUAUUUUACGGCGGAAACGGUAUCGUAGGUGCACACGUACCACUUGGCACCGGAGUUGCUUUAUCUCACAAAUACCUUAAUAAUGGAUGCAUAUCUUUCGUGGCCAUCGGCGAUGGAGCUAUGGACAACGGUCAAGUCUCUGAGGCCUUCAAUUUCGCCAAACUACAGAAUCUACCGGUAAUUUACCUCGUCGAAAACAACAAAUACAGCAUGGGUACUAGCCUGAGUCGCCAUUCGGCAAACACGGACUACUAUACCAGAGGAGAUGUGAUUCCCGGAAUAAGGCUUGAUGGAAUGGACGUUCUUGCAGUAAGGGAAGUAGGCAAGUUUGCCGUGGAACAUAUCAAAACUGGAAAAGGGCCGAUAUUAUUAGAGCUCGUCACAUACAGGUACUAUGGACAUUCGAUGUCGGAUCCUGGAACAACAUAUCGUACUAGAGAGGAAGUUAAAGAAGUUCGAGAUACCCGAGAUUGUAUUAAACAAUUCACAGACAAAAUAUUGAAAACAGAACUAGCUAAAGAAGAAGAAUUGAAAGACAUUGACAACGAAGUGAAAAAGAGAACGGAUAUGGCUGUUGAUGCAGCUAUGAAAGCAAAACCCCCUGGAUUGGAAGAAGUCACUUAUGAUAUUUAUAAGGAUUAUAAGGCGAAAGUGAGAAUGCCAUCUUGGAAUAGAUACGAGGAUCAUAAAAAUACAGUACCGCUGAAGAAUUGAGGAAUUAUAUUUUUUCAAAAAUAGAUUCCCAAAUACUGUUGUUUGUUAAUUAUAAUAUAUAUUAUUGAGAUAUUGA
This is a messenger RNA of Leptinotarsa decemlineata (Colorado potato beetle), 1273 nucleotides long. Its product is annotated as pyruvate dehydrogenase E1 component subunit alpha type II, mitochondrial. Gene Ontology annotation, cellular component: intracellular membrane-bounded organelle. NCBI's taxonomy places the organism in Eukaryota, Metazoa, Arthropoda, Insecta, Coleoptera, Chrysomelidae. Gene Ontology annotation, molecular function: pyruvate dehydrogenase (acetyl-transferring) activity. The record is from RefSeq and is a predicted model, not a curated record. Gene Ontology annotation, biological process: pyruvate decarboxylation to acetyl-CoA.